CGUCAAUUCAACGAAUAAGCGUGUCGUACUGUCGUCGCUGAUUUCUUUCGCUUUCCCGCUUUUCUGCAUUCAGACGAUUUAUCCGUCUGUCCUUGGUCGACUCUUCAAGCUUAUUUGUGGAACAGGAUUUACUUAUUUAUGGCGUCUUCUAAUUCUCAAUAUGGAUCCUCCGGUGGAUAUGGACAGCCAUCUUAUGGUGCAUCUGGUGGACAGGGAUAUGGACAAUCUAAUUACUCUCAAAGCGGGGGUGGCACUCAAGGUUAUGGUCAGCAGGGCUAUGGAUCAGCUGGUGGGCAACAAAGCGGAGGCGCAGGCGGAGUGACUAGUGCCCAAGGAUAUGGUUCAAGCUAUCAGCAACAGGGUGGUUAUGGCAGCUAUGGAUCGAACAACCAAUCUGGAGGCCAGGGUUAUGGACAACAGCCGACUGGAGCUGCACCUGCUGCUGCUGCUGCUUCUGCUAGUGGUAGUAGUAGUUAUGGUGGUCAGAAAAACAAUAGCGGCUACCAACAAGGUGGAGCCAGUGGACAGCAAUCUGGACAACAGCAAGGUGGUGGAUAUGGUGGUCAGCAACAACAGAGUGGUUACAGUGGACAGCAAGGUGGUUAUGGUGGACCACAACAAGGUGGUUAUGGUGGUCAGCAGCAAGGUGGCUAUGGUGGACAGCAGCAAGGAGGAUAUGGGGGAGGCCAUCGUGGUGGACAACAGCAGUCUCAGCAAUCGUAUGGAUCUGGUGGAAAUUCAGGUGGCAGUGGGAGCUACGGCCAGUCUGGCGGAGGUAGCAGAAAUCAAUCAUAUGGCCAACGGGACAGUGGCUCUGGGGGAGGUUCACAGUCUUAUGGUCAGCAAGGUGGUGGGGGAGGAGGCGGCUACAGAAAUGAUCAGUCUGGUGGUGGAAACUACGGUGGAGACCAGGGUCCCAAUAACUAUAAUCAAAGUCAACAGGGGCCCAUGGGGCAAUAUGGAAAUAAGAACCAGGGUUAUCAAGAUAGAGGGUAUGGUUCUGGUGGCGGAGGUGGUAGAGGAUAUGACAGUAGGGGGGGUGGACGAGGAAGCAGAUUUGAUCAAGGUGGUGGAAGAGAUGGUGGUGGUCGUGGUAGAGGUGGUGGUGAUCGUGACAGAGAUAGCAGUGGAUAUGGUGGUCGAGGUGGCUCGCGUUCUUCAGAUUAUGGAAAUGAAUCACGUGGACGAGGAGGUGGCGGCGGACAAAGUGACUACAAACCUCGUGGUGGAGGUGCCGGAGGUGGAUAUCAACCAAGAUCGGAGGAAGCUGGUCCUGAAAGUGACACAGUUUUUGUAUCUGGCCUUCCAGAUGGUGCUGACAAGAUGAAGAUUGCAGAAUAUUUUGGCCAAAUUGGCAUCGUAAAGAAAGACAGACGGACUGGAGAGCCCAAAAUCUAUGUUUAUAUGGACAAAGAAACAGGAGCUCCGAAGGGUGAAUGUACUGUCACAUAUGAUGAUCCACCAUCAGCCAAGGCAGCCAUAAACUGGUUCAAUGGCAAAGACUGGUUGGGUGGCACUCUCAGUGUUAGCUUCGCACAACAAAGACAAGGUGGAUUUGGUGCCGGAAGAGGUUUCGGAGGUGGAGGUGGAGGCGGAGGCGGAGGAAGAGGCAGAGGAGGUGGUGGCUUCAGAGGUCGAGGUGGAGACAGAAGAGGGGGUUUUGGAGAUCGAGGAGGAGGUGGGCGAUAUGGAGGCGGAGACAGAUAUGGGGAUAGAGGUGGAAGAGGCGACAGUGGCUAUGGAGGUGGACGAGGUGGUGGGUACGGUGACAGAGGUGGAAGAGGACGAGGUGGUGAUAGGGGCGGUGGAAAAUGGAGAGGACCACCACGAGGGGGAAGAUCAGACCCAUAUUGAUUCUUGGUAUUUGACAAAACUCAAUGAAACCUUACCACAGCCGCACUCCAAUACCAGUUUAUACAUUGAAUAUUCAGUGAACAAAGUGCGCGAGUGUUUUGCUGUUUUCUAUCUUAUGUAUUUUGCUUUUUAUAAU
Styela clava is the source of this 1990-nucleotide messenger RNA. RefSeq lists its product as uncharacterized. NCBI's taxonomy places the organism in Eukaryota, Metazoa, Chordata, Ascidiacea, Stolidobranchia, Styelidae. Gene Ontology annotation, biological process: regulation of DNA-templated transcription. Gene Ontology annotation, molecular function: RNA binding. The record is from RefSeq and is a predicted model, not a curated record.